GCAUAAAGUUGUUAGUAUCAGUUGCUGGUCAGUGGAAAGAUAAAGUCAAUUAUUUAAUGAUAAAUUAAUUAAACAAAAUGCGUUUGUUAUUGUUUUUUGGUUUUUGUGUUGUGCAUGUGUCAACGACUGGAUUAAAUGAAGAAUUUAGCUGGAGUAGGAUAACUUAUGAAUGGCCUGAAGAUGGUACUUUGAGUUCGAGAUUUGGAAGACGUUCAGUUAUCCCAUUGUAUACACAAAACAGACCCCACUUGAAUGCGGAUCCUAUUGUUUUCGAGGGCAGCACCAAUGCAGAUGUAAAUCGACAAACAAAACGAAAGGAAAAUCAAAAUAAUGAUAAUAAUAAUGAGGCCGAUAAUGUACCAGAGUCAAUGGAUUAUCAAUAUGUUAACAACAUUCCAAUGGGCGCCAACGUUUGGCAAGACAAACUUUUCAUUACAAUACCCAGAAGACGUUUAGGGGUACCAUCGACCUUGAACUAUGUACCACUAAAAAAUGCCAAAAAACAUAACGUACCUUUAAAACCUUAUCCAAAUUGGGAAAUGAAUUUAUAUCCAGACACGAGCGAUUCCAAAGAAAAUUUCGUUUCAGUUUAUAGAACUGCUAUUGAUGUUUGUGACAGGAUGUGGUUUGUGGAUACCGGAAUUGUAGAAACGCUUGGAAAUCGUACCACAGUAAAGCCCCAUCAAAUAGUCAUAAUCAACCUAAACACAGACAAAGUAAUCCAUAGAUUCAACUUGCCCGAUAGUGUAAUAACUCCAAAUACAAUUUUGGCUAGUUUGAACAUAGACAGUCCCAAAGGAUCUUGUGGAGAUGCUUAUGCCUAUUUUCCAGAUCUAUCAGGUUAUGGUUUGAUAGUCUAUAGUCUCAGAGAAAACCGGGCUUGGAGGGUGGCCCACAACUAUUUCUACUUGGAACCUAUGGCUGGAGAUUUUUUCAUUGCUCAACAUAAUUUCCAAUGGAACGAUGGAAUUUUCAGUGUAGAAUUGAGCGAUCUUAAAGCUAAUGGGUACAGGGAUAUGUAUUUUCAUGCUAUGGCUGGUACCCAUGUCUAUAAAGUAUCUACGAGAAUUUUAAGGAAUGAAACUUUGGCUACUAGGAGUUAUCAUGGAGAUGAUUUUGUUGUUGUUGGUGACAAAGGUCCAAAAUCUCAAACAUCUACCGCUGACAUCCACAAACCUACAGGCACAAUGUUUAUGGCACUAGUAAACCAAAAUGCCUUAGGAUGUUGGAACAUCAACAAAGACCUAAAAACCUUAUCCAUAGUCCAAAAAGACGACCAACGCAUGAUUUAUCCGUCAGAUGUCCGAGUUUCUCAAGACAAAGUUUACGUUUUGACCAAUACGAUGCCGGAAUUCUUGUAUGGACGUUUGAAUUAUGAUGAGACAAACUUCAGAGUUUGGUCGAGUGAUGUUAGAAGUGCUAUCCAAGGGACUAUGUGUCAAGGAGGAAGAUCUGCUUAAGUUUAUGUUGUUAUUAUUAUUAUUGAUAAAUAAAUUUUAAAAUCUUAA
Messenger RNA from Ceutorhynchus assimilis (cabbage seed weevil), 1508 nucleotides. NCBI's taxonomy places the organism in Eukaryota, Metazoa, Arthropoda, Insecta, Coleoptera, Curculionidae. The record is from the annotation of a GenBank genome assembly.